Messenger RNA from Platichthys flesus (European flounder), 3009 nucleotides. It is a transcript of the gene plekhd1, whose product is annotated as pleckstrin homology domain containing, family D (with coiled-coil domains) member 1. The record is from RefSeq and is a predicted model, not a curated record. The transcript has 14 exons. NCBI's taxonomy places the organism in Eukaryota, Metazoa, Chordata, Actinopteri, Pleuronectiformes, Pleuronectidae. Bases 154 to 1692 code for a protein of 512 amino acids.
GCUCCUCCAUCCUCUUUGCUCGAGAGCCGAGCGGCAGCGGUUCACAGAUGCUCCCCUGAUUCACGGCUGCUGCUCGGAGGGAGGAAGAGACCAGAGAGCUGCCAGGAGCUGGAGACCUUUCCUGUGACCACAGGCGAGCUGCUGUCGGAGAGGAUGUUCUCGUCCUCGUCCAGAAGCUCUCUGCUCUCGCCCUGGACGUCCAUGGAGCAGUCGGACAGCGAGCGGCUGGACAUCAGCACCAAAGUGCAGCUGCACGGCGUCCUGUGGAAGAGGCCUUUCGGACGCCCGUCGGCCAAGUGGUCCCGCAGGUUCUUCAUCAUCAAGGACAGUUUCCUGCUCUACUACGCCGAGAGCGAGAAGAGAAGCUUCGACAGCAACAGAUACUUCAACAUCCACCCAAAGGGCGUGAUCCCUCUGGGAGGAUGUGUGGUGUCGGCUCAGGAAAACAUGGGGAUGCCGUUUGCCAUCGUCAUCAACCUGGAGGAUUUCACUGGAACCAUCGUCCUGGCUGCGGAGUCCGAGGAGGAGCAGCUCCAGUGGAUGGAGAUGCUCCAGGAGUCGGGCAAAGUCACGUGGAAGAACGCUCAGCUGGGCGAGGCGAUGAUCGAGAGUCUGGAGGCCCAGGGGCUGCAGCUGGCCAAGGAGAAGCAGGAGUAUCUGGAUAAACUGAUGGAAGAAACUGAGGAGCUCAGUCAACAGCGGGCGCAGACAGAGGAGCUGGAGCGUCUCAACCAGGUCCUGGCGGAGGAGAAGAUGAAGUUCGAGGAGGUGGUUCUGGAGCUGAAGUCCGAACAGGAGCAAAUCAAACAAGACCUGGACGGAACCACUCAGUCCCUGAAGGGAGUGGAGAGCGAGAAGGAGGAGCUGAGCAGCUUGACCGUGAUGCUGCAGAAAUCCAUCGAGGAGCUGUCUCAGGAGAAGCAGAGAACCCUGGAGCUCCUGGGGGUGAAGGAGCAGGAGCAGGCCGAGGAGGAGAAAGAGGAGCAGGAGGGGGAGAGCUCCUGCAGGAAGUCGUCUGAGGGCGGAGACGAGCUCGGGGACGGGGACCUGCUGAAGGACCUGCGACACAUCGAGGAGCAGAUGAAGCUCCUGCUGAAGGAGAAGGAGCUGGCCGACGAGAAGCUGAAGGAGAAGGACCAGCGAGCUAAGGACCUGCAGCAGGAGAGGGAGUUCUACUCGUCUCAGGCUCGGACGCUGCAGCAGUCGCUCUGUCAGCUCACUGUGGACAAACAGCAGACUGAGGCCGAGCUCAAGGUGGAGAUCGAGUCUCGGGUUGAGCUGGAGCAGAAGCUGCAGCAGGCGGAGGAGGCUCUGCAGGAUCUGGAGAAAGGCCUGAACUCACUGGAACGAACCAAAGAGCGAGACGAGAAGAUGAAGGGGGACGUGACUCAUCUGAGGAAGUUCUUUGAGGAGUGUAUCUGUGCAGCAGAGAUCGAGGCGAAGCUUCCAGCGAUCAUGAAGAACGCUGUGUAUCUCCACAAAGCUGCCGCUCGCAGGAUCAAGAGCUGCCGCAUCCAGAGGAGAGCGUCCAGACGCCACUGGUUGAAACACUCGCAGUCGUUCGCCGUCACCGGCUCUGACGGCGGCAGCAUGGAGGACCUGAGGGAGACGGCCCGGCGCCUCACCACCGACAGCAGCUUCCGACAGAGCGUCUACAAGAUCAUCACUCGCAUGGACGCCUCCACCACCUGAGAGGAGAGAGAGGGCGAGGCGCUGCAGGAGAGAAGGUGCCGAGCUUUACCUCCUCAGUCAGUGAAGUAGAGAACCCCCCCCCCCCCCCCCCCCGCAUCACACAGAGAAACACAAAGAAAUCGAAAUGCAUCAAAAUAAAGUUUAACAGACUCUGAAUAAACCUGAUAUUCAGUUUGUAAAAAACACUUCAUGGACGUGGACAGAACCACAGAAUCCUUAAAUCCAGAGCAAUGUGGACAGAAGACGUUUCCAAGUCGAUGAGUUUUCAAUCAAAAACAUGUGAAUGAAGCCUAAACUAUUUAAAACCAAGAGGGCUUUGCUAAAAAUAUUAGAUAGAAUAAAAACUUUCCGUCUGUUACGUCAUCAGGAGGCUGACAACAAAUUCUAACUUUGUGUGUAACAUAAAUAAACAUCAAAUCAACUUAUUAUUAAUAUCGGAAAAAACAAAAGUGAAAGAAGAGAUUUUUUAGUUCCUGUUGUUCUGUCGUCCAUGAAACUGUUUUAACUGAAAAAUGAUUUAAGAUUUAGAUUUUACAACGUGUCCUCAUCAAACCAGUGAAUAACACUGAAAUAAAUAUAUUUACUCAUUGUAUUACUCAUUUACGUGUUGUACUUGUAUAUAUUUUUGAGGUACUUAAAUAUGAAGCCACGACUUAUUUCAAGAACAUGUAAAGAGAUUUACCCUCUAAACUUCUCAGAAGAAGAAUUUUAACAGCUAACGUGAUUCAAUAUUUCACAAAGAUGAGAGAACAAACUGAACUUUUACUGAUAUAAAACAAGAUCAAAUGAGCCUUACUGGUGUAAAUAGGUUCCACCAGUUCCACCACACUGUAACACAUGAAGAGAUGAUAGUGUAGAGACCUCACCGGUGUUUUAACAGCAGUCGUCGGUGUGACUGUAGACUCGUCCCUUCACUUUCUAGAGUUUUCAUCACUUUCUAAAAUGCAGUCUCGAAUAUAAAAUCAGUACAAGUAUAAAAUAUUAUAAAAUAUUCACAGGUUGAUUAGCAUAUAGAAAGGAUGAUGCACGUCCAUCUCGAAAAAUGUUUGUUUUUAUUCUUCUCUUUGUCCAGAUGUGAGUUAACAGAGCGUUCAUGACAACAAUGAUCUCAGACGUGUUCAUUAUUGCUACAUAUGAAAAUCUGUUACUGUCCAAGCAACUCAAUGUAAUUUAACAGAAGCAAGCAGAUGAUGAUAAUGUACAGAUGUGACCUGACAGCAGAACGAUGGAGGAGGAGGAGGAGGAGGAGGAAAGGUAGAGGGUCAUUGAAAGGACUGAGCAAAAUGCCUGAUGCUAAUAAAGCUUUGUUUGAACCUC